GCAACAAUGCUGUCACUGGUGCUCAGAACCUGACUCUCAGGCAAUCGAUCAUGCCUGUCUGUCUCGUCACAAUUCUGUUCUUUUUGUGGGGAUUUGCAUAUGGACUUCUCGACGUCCUCAACGCCCACUUCCAAGUUGCUCUUGGAAUCACCAAAGGACAGUCUGGAGGUCUACAAGCUGCGUAUUUUGGAGCCUACGGGAUCGGCCCAUUGACAUACUCUGGUUGGAUUGUCAGAAGAUUUGGUUAUCGUUGGGCAUUUAUCACUGGACUUUGCAUUUAUGGCGUUGGAGCCCUUAUGUUCUGGCCCUCCGGACUUAAGCGCAGCUUCGGCGGCUUCUGCGGUUCCAUGUUCAUCGUCGGUUCUGGUCUUUCCACUCUCGAGACUGCUGCCAACCCUUUCAUUGCCACCUGUGGUCCUGCAAAGUACUCUGAGCUGCGUCUGACUUUGGCACAAGCUUUCCAGGCUGUCGGCACUGUUGUUGCACCUGUAUUGGCCAGUCAAGUCAUCUUCAAGAACGUUGAUGAUACUUCCCUCGAGUCAGUCCAAUGGGUCUACUUGGGCAUUGCCAUCUUCGUCUUUAUUCUUGCAGUCGUCUUCUUCUUCGCUCCUAUCCCUGAGGUUACCGAUGCCGAUAUGGCCGCUCAGGCAGCAUCCAGUGGCACUCAGACCGACUUCGAGGACAAGCCUCUUUCGAAGCAAUACACUCUCUUCUUCGGUGUCGCUGCCCAGUUCUGCUAUGUUGGUGCUCAAUGUGCGUAUGCAGGCUACUUCAUCAACUACGUCUCUGCCGUCCGCCCUGGUACCACUCACGCUACGGGUGCAAACCUUCUCGCAGUCGCUCAAGGAUGUUUCGCCAUUGGCCGUUUCAUCGCCAGUGGUCUGCUCAAGAUCACAAAGCCUCGUCUGGUCAUCAUGGGUUUCCUCUCCGGUGUCGUUGUCUUUGCAUGCCUGACCAUGGGUCUUAAGGGCAACGCCGGUAUCGCCGCCAUCUCAUUGGUCCUCUUCUUCGAGUCUUGCGUAUUCCCUCUCAUCUUCGCCUUGUCAAUCAGAGGUCUUGGUCGUCACUCCAAGCGUGGUGCCAGUUUCAUCGUUGCUGCCGUCUCUGGUGGUGCUUUGUUCCCUCCUGUCCUCGGCACGGUCGCCGAUCACAUUGGUACCCAGAAGGCAUUCUUCAUUCCCCUGAUCGGCUUCGUCAUCGCAUGGUGUUUCCCUCUUUACCUCAAUCUGUUCAAGGCUAAGAGCUUGGACGGCUGGACUGAGGAGAAGGCCCCUACUGUCGCUACUGAGAAGGAUGUCGAGAGCUUGCACGAGGAUGACGAGAAGAAGGGUACUGCUGUUGAGCACCAAGAGGUUAGAGCAUAAAUGUUGAUUAUGACGCAAGAUGUUUCCACCACCUAGUCACUAGAUGUAUAUACGAUGUGCUCCUGAAUCUACGAAGCAAUAGAAUU
Molecule: messenger RNA, 1450 nt
Organism: Aureobasidium subglaciale EXF-2481
Lineage: Eukaryota; Fungi; Ascomycota; Dothideomycetes; Dothideales; Saccotheciaceae
Exons: 1
Coding region: 51-1364 (437 amino acids)
Biological process (GO): transmembrane transport
Molecular function (GO): transmembrane transporter activity
Source: RefSeq, a predicted model, not a curated record